Molecule: messenger RNA, 977 nt
Organism: Cladocopium goreaui
Lineage: Eukaryota; Dinophyceae; Suessiales; Symbiodiniaceae
Source: the annotation of a GenBank genome assembly
GCCAAAGUUUCGCGGAGAACCCCCGCCAUCGGAAGCGUCGCAAACGGCGCGGGAGCGAUGGCGACCGAAGAUCUUUCGCUGCUCCGUUACGGCGACGGCGACUUAGGCGACGCGGAGGCCGUGCCGAUGGCAGCGGCGAAAGAGACGUGUCGCUGGCGAUGGCGACCCUGGCUCCGGACGCAAAUCUUUGUGGCAUUGGGAGUCAGCACUUUGGUGUUGUACCUUUGGCCCUUUGAAAGGGCGGCUGCAGGCGUGUCCCAAGCAAUUGCAUUGGAGGAGGUGAAUUCCAUUCUACCCGAAGUGGCGGUACAGCCCUACGGAGUUCUUGGUGUGCAGCUCGACUCGUUGCACCACUUUGUGCGUCAAGCUGCUGAACCUUGGGGCCUCACUGCUGUGCUGGAUCCGGCCGGCUUGCGCUUUAUCCACGACAUCGGCCCCGCGGGGGCGGGAGGUGCGUCGCGUGCCAUCUAUUCCUGGCUUCGGAUCAACCUGGAUCCACGUUUCCCAGGUGAUGUGCGCGAGGCUGUGCAGAAGGAGUGUGAUGCCAAGAUGCAUAAGUACGGUGACAAGCAGGUGAUUCAUGUGGUGGGUCCCGACUUCACCAACGUCCCCUGGGCCUCCUUCGAAGCGCAGGCGGAAGCAUCGCAGAAACUCACCACGGCCUACAAGCACGUCCUGGAAGAGUUCGAAGCUUCGGACGCCCAGCGUCUUCGGCUGUUGCCCAUUUCAGGUGGAAUCAAUGCGGGACCGUUUUUCAAGCAGCUGCCACAGUUGACCUUUGAGGCCAUCGACAAAGCCUUCAGGUCCCUUCCGAUGUCCAGUAAGCAUCAUUUGCUGCAGAGCUUCAAAAAACACAAGUUGGAGAUGUGUAUCUUCGAGGAAACUUCACUGGCUGCGUAUCAAGCUGCCUGUCCCACUUGCGCCUGAGUUUCGCAGAUCGCUGGCAGUGAUACAGCUGACAGUUUUUCAAACCAAAC